CUUUGAACUCAACCCUAGUUGUAGCUUGAACUUUAACUUCGGGGGGACCUGGCAAAAGGUUCCUGCUACCGCAAACCAACUGCAACCGGUGUUCAAACGUUAACCGGGCAUUCGCGUUCAUAUCUAUGGCUUUUCGCCUACCUUCAGCAUAUCAAUAUUCAUUUCCAGGGCAUUUUUGACCGUUCGCCUUCAUGCCUGCUUCUGUGUGGUCUCACAUGAGGCUACAUAAUCCCAGUCUCUUGGCUGAUCGGAUGCCCGCGAACUGUCUGAUUCCCGAAACACUGGAGAAUGCCCUACGAUUUUUGGUGGGUUUCCUCCACCCUCCUAAGCUCCUCCUGUACAUAUAUUUUUGACAGGAAGCUAGAUUCAGACUUAUAUGCACACGUCAAGGCGUCUGGACGUCCACAAGGGACGACUCACGAGCUGCUGCAGAACUGCAUAUAUCCCGUACCCGCGAAUUCCAGCAACAAUGCCACUGCAUCGGGUGUUUCGCAGUCUCGUGCCCAGCCGAAGACUACUCACUGUGCAUCGGCUUCUUGUGACCCGCGUUUCAAGGACUCGUUUUCAAGCAGUGUCUCGUCACCACCGAGUUCUGGGACACCUGUUGCUCAACAUGAUGUUCAAAGUGCGGCUAGGCAGACUUGGUGCAAUGGUUCCAGUGAUUCGGCCAACCAUUUGUACGCAAUCGUACCACAAUUGCCUAGGACAAUGCGGCACGCGACAGACCAAUCCCCUGCUGCGCUCUUGCAUGUACAUGGGGAAUCGCAGUACAAUGUCCAACAUCAUCAUCGUCGGGGGAAUACAUCACAUGGACAACAACUUCCUACCAACAAUUUUGAUGCAUCGGAACCGCAAAUCCAAUGCCUGUGGAAUGACACCCAAGGCCAGUGCGGUUUUACUGCGGAUACGGUCACGACCGUGCUAAAGCACAUAUCAUCGCACCAUCUCUGUGAGCAUCAGGAGCACGACAGCCAGGUGCAAUGUCGGUGUAGGGGCUGCCUGCUCCGGAGGACCAUAAGGCGAGACACAAUUCUCAGGCACAUCCGUGAAAUACACUACGGUGACAAAUUUCGCCGCAAAUACUUACCAUGAUUUCCGUCUGCACUUGAAAGACUGAUUACUUGGGUUGCGCAAUGUAGGAAGCAGCCCUCUAUUGUGCCUUCCGACGCUAUAUCAUUCCUGCUAUCGCUCUGCUCAUGGUUAGUACGUAUGUCUUGGUAUGAUUUCCCGUUCUUCGAAGUUUGUUCGUAAAUUCCAUACAACUCUUCAUCGUGACAUUUUUAUUCCAGCAUGUAGAAUACCAGUUGCAUACUAUCGGUUACCACAACUUCGGACAAACACUGGUUCGGACACUUUACAAUAUCUCACUCAACUCUACUUCAAAUCAUAUUCUGAUUCUGCUUGACCACAUAUCAUUGUACACUUGUAAUACAUUAUUGC
Messenger RNA from Suillus clintonianus, 1440 nucleotides. RefSeq lists its product as uncharacterized. The record is from RefSeq and is a predicted model, not a curated record. Bases 289 to 1092 code for a protein of 267 amino acids. Lineage: Eukaryota; Fungi; Basidiomycota; Agaricomycetes; Boletales; Suillaceae. The transcript has 3 exons.